Molecule: messenger RNA, 2933 nt
Organism: Haliotis rufescens (red abalone)
Lineage: Eukaryota; Metazoa; Mollusca; Gastropoda; Lepetellida; Haliotidae
Product: neurogenic locus notch homolog protein 1-like
Exons: 23
Coding region: 3-2873 (956 amino acids)
Source: RefSeq, a predicted model, not a curated record
AGAUGCCAGGCGUUCUGUGUGUUUUGCUCUUUGUAUGUGGUGUGGCAGCCGCCGAAAACUCAACCUCAACUAAGUCAGGAGCUCUUGGAGAUGACUUGAAGGUCGUUGACGAGAUCUUUGACAGUACAUAUUGCACCCCUGUCAACAUGGCAUGCUAUGCAACGUAUGAAUGUUGCCCUGGAUACCAAUGUACGAGGUCGCCAUCUGGGUUUGGAAACACUUGUCAAGGAAAUGGACAAAUGUGUACGCCUGAGUCUCAACCCUGUUCUCCGGGCUCAAAUCAGCAGUGCUGUAACACUGGUCUGUGCACACUUGAGGGAAGCGGAUAUGUAUGCAGAACAGCUGGUGGGUGCUUAACUAGUGGUAGUCUAUGCACACCCGGAUCAAUAAGGUGUUGUGGGAACACUGAGUGUACAUACAAACCUGGUUCUAACUUUGCUACCUGUCAGGAAUCCAAUCAGUGUGUCCCGGAGUACCAAACCUGUUCCCCUAAUGACCCCAUGAUGCCAUGCUGCAACAACGGACAGUGUCAGUACAACAAUGGACAAUACACCUGCAGCAUUGGAGGACAGUGUAUUCCUGAAAAUCAAAGAUGUAGUCCCAGCGACCCGCUCCAAUCGUGUUGUAACAACGGGCAGUGUCAGUACAGUAACGGACAGUUCAUGUGCAGUGCUGGGAACGGACAGUGCGUACCGGAGAACCAAAUAUGUACCCCCAAUGACCCCAUGAUGCAAUGCUGUAACAACGGACAGUGUCAGUACAACUUCGGUCAGUACACCUGCAGCUCAGGGAACGGACAGUGCGUCCCGGAGUACCAGAUAUGUACCCCCAAUGACCCCAUGAUGCCAUGCUGUAACAACGGACAGUGUCAGUACAACAACGGACAGUACACCUGUAGCUCAGGGAACGGACAGUGCGUCCCGGAGUUCCAAAUAUGUAACCCCAAUGAUCCCAUGAUGCCAUGCUGUAACAACGGACAGUGUCAGUACGACAACGGACAGUUCACCUGCAGCUCAGGGAACGGACAGUGCGUCCCGGAGUACCAGAUCUGUACCCCCAAUGACCCCAUGAUGUCAUGCUGUAACAACGGACAGUGUCAAUACAACAACGGACAGUUCACCUGCAGCUCAGGGAACGGACAGUGCGUCCCGGAGUACCAGAUAUGUACCCCCAAUGACCCCAUGAUGCCAUGCUGUAACAACGGACAGUGUCAAUACAACAACGGACAGUUCACCUGCAGCUCAGGGAACGGACAGUGCGUCCCGGAGUACCAGAUCUGUACCCCCAAUGACCCCAUGAUGCCAUGCUGUAACAACGGACAGUGUCAGUACAACAACGGACAGUUCACCUGCAGCUCAGGGAACGGACAGUGCGUCCCGGAGUACCAGAUCUGUACCCCCAAUGACCCCAUGAUGUCAUGCUGUAACAACGGACAGUGUCAGUACAACAACGGAGAGUUCACCUGCAGCUCAGGGAACGGACAGUGCGUCCCGGAGUACCAGAUAUGUACCCCCAAUGACCCCAUGAUGCCAUGCUGUAACAACGGACAGUGUCAAUACAACAACGGACAGUUCACCUGCAGCUCAGGGAACGGACAGUGCGUCCCGGAGUACCAGAUCUGUACCCCCAAUGACUCCAUGAUGCCAUGCUGUAACAACGGACAGUGUCAGUACAACAACGGACAGUUCACCUGCAGCUCAGGGAACGGACAGUGCGUCCCGGAGUACCAGAUCUGUACCCCCAAUGACCCCAUGAUGUCAUGCUGUAACAACGGACAGUGUCAGUACAACAACGGAGAGUUCACCUGCAGCUCAGGGAACGGACAGUGCGUACCGGAGUUCCAGAUAUGUACCCCCAAUGACCCCAUGAUGCCAUGCUGUAACAACGGACAGUGUCAAUACAACAACGGACAGUUCACCUGCAGCUCAGGGAACGGACAGUGCGUCCCGGAGUACCAGAUCUGUACCCCCAAUGACCCCAUGAUGCCAUGCUGUAACAACGGACAGUGUCAGUACAACAACGGACAGUUCACCUGCAGCUCAGGGAACGGACAGUGCGUCCCGGAGUACCAGAUCUGUACCCCCAAUGACCCCAUGAUGUCAUGCUGUAACAACGGACAGUGUCAGUACAACAACGGAGAGUUCACCUGCAGCUCAGGGAACGGACAGUGCGUACCGGAGUACCAGAUAUGUACCCCCAAUGACCCCAUGAUGUCAUGCUGUAACAACGGACAGUGUCAGUACAACAACGGACAGUUCACCUGCAGCUCAGGGAACGGACAGUGCGUCCCGGAGUACCAGAUCUGUACCCCCAAUGACCCCAUGAUGCCAUGCUGUAACAACGGACAGUGUCAGUACAACAACGGACAGUUCACCUGCAGCUCAGGGAACGGACAGUGUAUUCCUGAAUCCCAAACUUGCACCCCCAAUGAUCCAUUCCGUACGUGUUGUAACAAUGGUCAGUGUCAAUACAGCAAUGGUCAGUACAGGUGCAGCGCAGAUAACGCACAGUGUCGACCAGUCGGAAGUGAAUGCAACGCUGUCAACAGGUGCUGCAAAUAUUACGCUUGCCUCCCUUCGGCCGGUGGGCGGACAACGUGCCAGUAUUACUUUAAUGCACAAGUCGAGGAAAACAACCCCAAAAGCGGGGCAGAGGAGGUACCAGAAAGACAAGGACUGACCACUGGAGGAGAAACAGCUGAAGGUGAAGGUCAUGAGAACAACCAUAAACCUGAUGAGUCUCCAGACAGUGGGGAGAUUGCCCUUGGCACUGAGCAUAAGAAAGGGGAGGAAGAGGGUAGUAUUGAAGCAGCAGUUGAUGGCGAAACUACAGAGGCAGAUGACAUGGCGCCUGUGAUUCCGGUUGUGCCUUAAGCUUUCAUUGUCUCUCAGUGUCUGUGUAUUGAUGCCUAAAGAUGGGUCGUCAACAGUAAU